UCGACCAUCCUCAUCAAAACGGAUGCUUUCUUCCAAGAAUAAACCCUCAAAAAUCAACCACAUUUCGUCGUGCUGCCCUAAUUUGCACCACUUUUGCGACGUUUCUUGAUUCAACCAAGGUUUUGUUUGGUGUGUGAUUCACUGGUUUUGGCUUCCACGCUAAAAGGGAACACUCCAAUUGUUGCUUCCUCCACGAUCUCGAUUUUGGGUACGUACCCUUUGUUGAAUCAGAUUCAGACAAGCCCUUUUGUCUGAAAUUACAAACACAAACCCCAUUGUCAUUUGAGGACUUUCAAUACUCGGAUGAGCUAUGGAAUCCGAGCAAGCGAAAGGAACCAUUGAGCAUGAGCACGAGCACGUAAGAAACGCCUCUGAAUCCGAGCAGACGAAAGGAACCAUUGAGCACGACCAUGUAGGGAACACCUCUGAAUCCGAGCAGGUGAAAGAAACCAUUGAGCACGAGCACGUAGGAAACGCCUCUGAAUCAGAGCAGGCGAAAGGAAUCGUUGAGCACGAGCUAAUAAGAAACGCAUCUGAAUCAGAGCAGGCGAGUGGAGCCAUUGAGCAUAAGCACAUAAGAAACGCGUCUGAAUCAGAGCAGGCGAAAGGAACCGUUGAGAGCGAGCUCAUAAGAAAUGCAUCUGAGUCAGAGCAGGUGAAAGGAACCAUUGAGCACGAGCACGAGCACGUUGGAAACACAUCUGAAUCCGAGCAGGUGAAAGGAACCAUUGAGCACGUUAGAAAUGUGUACGAAUCUGACGAAGAAGACAGCCAAAUAGUCGAAGAAUCAAAUGCUCGACACCUUACACCUUCGUCUUCUGCAUCCUCCUCCUCCUCGUCUUCGUGUGCUUCAUUGGAACUUGAUGUUCCCAUUGCCAAACCCAAGUCCUAUGGAGACCUGCAGCUCGGCCAAGGAUCCGUUUCCACGCAAAAUUGCCCUGCUCAGACAGCGGAAUGGAGCAUGUCAAGCGUGUCCCCUAUUGUCGGUCCAGAGGGGCACUUAUCUCCUACAACAUCCCCUCCGGUCCAAACCAUGGGCCAUCCUUCCGAUUAUGACCCUGCCCGGAUCCCUGCCUCCGUGUUCUCUAGUAAACCAGCGAAUGCCUCAGAUUGGAGCGUGGCCUCAAACGACUCGUUGUUCAGCAUACACGGUGGGAACACCAGUUUUGCCAAGGACCAGUUCAGGUCCGAGGAGCUUGCCAGAUUGGAGGAUUCGAGCAACGGUCAAUCAUCCCUUUACGCCUCAGAAGCCAAGCCUAAUGAAAUAUGCAGUCUCCCUAUCAGCCUUCCUCCCCUCAUGGAGGUGCCAUCGCACGAAGAGGGAAGUGUAAAGUCGAGCACCGUCUCCAGCCUUGAAAAGGAGGACUCCAUCACCUCGGGGACCAUGAAAGGAGGCCGUCUCUCUAACGAGAGUGCCACCUCUUCUGCUUUCCCUGCAUUGGGUAGUGAAAGCGGAAAGGCUAGCUCGUUGGAGAAGGUUGAGGAGAAGCCGGAGACGGAAGCACAGCAUACUAAUAGUACCAACCCGGAAUCCACAAAGGGGAGAUGGUUUACGUGGUGCCCGUGUUUGUCUCGUUGCUGCUAACGAUCAUGAUGUCCACUACCAAUAUACAUAUAUACAUACACCCUUUUGAAGAUUAGCUUAGAAUAGUCCCCAAUGGUUGGUGGUAUCUGUUAUUGGCGUCACGUGCUCAACCGGAUCCGUGCCUCGUAUCUCGGCUGCUGAUACACUGUGAGUUGGUUCUUCCUCUUGGCAGCAUGGCUUGAUGCAGGGAUGAUGAUCAAAUGAAACUUUUGUGAUUUGAUGUUGUUAUCUUAUAUUCAGAUUUGAGAAUCAAAUAAGCUAAAUCAUAAUGUAUAUAUCCAUAUAUGAAAAUGUGGUAUCUUAUUUUGUGUA
Messenger RNA from Salvia splendens (bonfire salvia), 1897 nucleotides. RefSeq names its product cell wall protein RBR3. The coding region runs from base 311 to 1585 and encodes 424 amino acids. Lineage: Eukaryota; Viridiplantae; Streptophyta; Magnoliopsida; Lamiales; Lamiaceae. The record is from RefSeq and is a predicted model, not a curated record. The transcript has 3 exons.